UUGAGGGAACGCUCCUGGGUUUUUGUCGACAAUUAAAUCCUGCUGCCCUCCAAUGCUAACUUCUCUUGGUGAUUUUUUUUUUUUUUUUGAAGAUCUUUAACAUUUGAACACGGACAAGUCUUAGACUCUGCCACUUCAGACGAGGUACAUUCAGUCUAUGGGUCGAUGUAACAGGGCUUCUUGAACACACACUUUAGCCCCAUCUUUUGAGCACUUGUGUGAAUGCAGCCUCAAAGUGUUUCUGUAUGAACUUUCACUAGAGACAUGGCUGCCAUGAAGAAAGUUCUGCUUGCUGCUGCUGUUGCUGCCCUGGCUGCAUUUGUGGGACACACAUACCUGAGACUGAAGCAUAUAAUGCUUGCUUCCAGAGAGCUGCCUGUGAAGCACCUCAACUGUCAUUAUUUACAGAACAUUGAAUGUGGGGCAGAGGACAUCACCAUACUUAAAGAUGGACUGGCCUUCUUCAGCUCGGGGUUGAAGUUUCCUGAAAUGCAUUCAUUCUGUGAUGAGCCAGGGAAAAUGUACGUUUUAAAUCUGCUGCAUCCGAAGCCAAGCCCUGUGGAGCUGCAGAUCAAAGGAGAGCUGGACCUCAGUUCAUUCAACCCUCAUGGGAUUAGCGUUUACACUGAUGAAACAGAUGACAACAUAUACGUGUUUGUUGUCAAUCACCCUCACGAAGCUAGCCAGGUAGAGAUCUUUCGUUUUGUUGCUGAAGACACACUUGUGCACCUAAAGACCAUCACCCACCCUUUGCUCCACAGCGUGAAUGACAUUGUUGCAGUUGGAAAGGAGAGCUUCUAUGCCACAAAUCAUUUCUCCUUUCCCAAUCAAGCGCUUCACUUUCUGACCAUUAUCCUGGCUAUGCCCAUGUGUGACGUGGUGUAUUACAGUCCCAGUGAAGUGAGGGUGGCAGCCGGUGGCAUUAUGUCUGGAAAUGGGAUCAAUAUAUCUCCUGACAAACGGUAUAUUUAUGUUUCAGAUAUCCUAGACCAUGAAGUAGACGUUUUUGAAAGGAAAAAAGUUGAGCAGUUAGAGUAUAUUAAGUCUGUAGGGGUUGGAUCGCUUUGUGAUAACAUCGAGGUGGACCACAGGACAGGCGACCUGUGGCUGGGUUGUCAUCCAAAUUCUAUGAAGUUGUCAAACUUCGACCCUAAAGAUCCUCCAGGCUCUGAGUCUGUAGGUGUUGGAUUACUUUGUGAUAACAUCGAGGUGGACCACAGGACAGGCGACCUGUGGCUGGGUUGUCAUCCAAAUCCUAUGAAGAUGCUGAACUUCGACCUUAAAGAUCCUCCAGGAUCUGAAAUCCUGAAGAUCAAGAACAUUCACUCAGAGCAUCCAGUGGUGAGCAUGGAGUACGCUGAUAACGGCCAAGUGAUCAUGGCCUCCACUGUUGCGGCUCCCUAUGAGGGAAAGUUGCUUAUUGGCACUGUUUUCCACAAAGCUCUGUACUGUGAUUUGAGAUAAUCUGUAUAAUAUGUACUGUAUCUGUUAUUAGUACUGUAGCAAACAUUCUGCAUGGAUACAGGAUCAAAAUUAAAAUCAAUCUUGAUUGAAGACAGUUCAAAAAAUGAUAAAAAGAUCGUAAUUUUAAGGCAGGAAACUAUUUGACAGUGCAGCAUCAGUUCCUUUAAAAUUAUGUAGUGUCAUUUCCACACAAUGCAGCUUGUUCUCUUCAUAUAACACAGUAUUCCUGAUGUUUAAAUUACUGUAGUGCCUCCCACAACACAGCCUGGCUGGUGCCACAAAUACAAGGAAGGUAAAGGAUCUUUUACCCUUUUUCAUCUUUAGCCAAUAACAAAUCUUCUUCCACUACCUUGGAUAUUUUAAACCUGCUUCCGCUGCUUUCGGGAUGCUGUACGAUUUCCUCUUUUGUAGCCUCUGUGGCAGGUGCAGUGAAGACAAUACCCUCUGUGUCAAAAUCAAAUACGCAACUGUCCUUGUUCUUUUCAUCUUCCGUCUUAGCACAUGCUGCAUUUUCGGGUUCUCUGGUCUGUUCCUGUAUUAGAAGGUUCGUCUCCUCCUUUUCACCCUUGUCCCCAUCAGUCUUUGCAUUCAUGAACACCUCGCUGAUACUGAUCAUACGUCUGUGCCGCGGUGAGCGAUCCAGCGUCCGGAUGUUGGUGGCCAAGAUGUCACUGCAGCUCUUUGAGCGAUUUAUGUUGUCUGGUGGCUUUUUCCUCUUUGCUUCCAUCCCAAUCUCUUUGAUGACGGUGCUGUAGUCGUCAUCGUCCUUCUCAGACAGGAAGUUGAAGAUAUCAAUGACGUUCCGCUUUACUUCCACGUGUUGCUCGUCCUCUUCAGGCUGGGGUUCCUCGUCAUAGAAGUGUCUAUGCCUGUGUCUUCUUUUCUUUAGCACUUUGUGAGCUUCCACCACCAUGUGGACGUUCCAGCUAAAGAACAGAGACAGCCAGGCCAGGCCCAUGUAGAUCCAUAACUCCGCGAAUACUCUGUACAGGCGCGGGUACUGUAUGUUCGGAUUUACACCUGAAAUGAGAGUCGAUGCACUCACAUGAGUUUCCUAUCAGAAAUUUAGACUCAUAAAUUGUGCUACAAAUAAGACCUACCUGCUACAUAAUCACCAAAGCCGACCGUUGUGAGAGUGAUGAAUGAGAAAUAGAUGCCUUCCAAGUAGCUCCAACUUUCCACGGCCAUGAAAACAAAUGGAGGAAUCACCAAGUGCACCAACAGUCCCCAUAAAAGGAAUAAGGCUGUGCAGGUAAACUGGACUUUUUUCUGAAAAAUGGGAGAAAAGAAACAUCUUCAUUUAUUUUUCAUGGAGCUGCAGUUUAACAGAGUUUAGAGAAGUGUCAGAUUCUUACCACUGAAACACCUUUACGUAUCAGAACUUGGGACAGACGUUUAGCUCGAUCUCCGAAGAACGAACCCAGUUUACUGAUCCACACCAGACACAGUGGGAUCCCACAGAGACCAUACAGGAUGCAGAACACACGACCUCCUUUUGUCUUCGGGGCAACAUUACCAUAACCUGUAGAUUACAAAGUGUACGUAUGAUUAGCAAAUCAGACGCUCUAUAAGAGGAAAAUAAAGUAAAAAUGCAAUCCAGGCUGCCAAGCUUAAAAUAUAUGGUUACUGGGUAUCUCUAGUAUCACAACUUUGUCUUUUUUUUUAACUUGCUUUGUAACUCAUUUUUUCAGGAAUUUUCUUUCAAUCACAUACAAAGAUUACAAAUCUGUUCCCACAAGAUGAUUCCAUGAACUGAGAAAAGUUAAUUAUUAACUGAUGUGAGAACAUUAAUAAAUGAGUUGAUGCUA
Amphiprion ocellaris (clown anemonefish) is the source of this 3272-nucleotide messenger RNA. Its product is annotated as serum paraoxonase/arylesterase 2-like. Gene Ontology annotation, molecular function: arylesterase activity. NCBI's taxonomy places the organism in Eukaryota, Metazoa, Chordata, Actinopteri, Pomacentridae. The record is from RefSeq and is a predicted model, not a curated record. Bases 265 to 1464 code for a protein of 399 amino acids. The transcript has 10 exons.